Messenger RNA from Glossina fuscipes, 1189 nucleotides. RefSeq names its product longitudinals lacking protein-like (gene lolal). NCBI's taxonomy places the organism in Eukaryota, Metazoa, Arthropoda, Insecta, Diptera, Glossinidae. Gene Ontology annotation, biological process: regulation of transcription by RNA polymerase II. The transcript has 4 exons. The coding region runs from base 762 to 1145 and encodes 127 amino acids. The record is from RefSeq and is a predicted model, not a curated record. Gene Ontology annotation, cellular component: nucleus. Gene Ontology annotation, molecular function: protein binding.
AAAAAUAGAAUUUUGCUAAUAUUUCAAUCAAAAAAAAAGUAAAAAGUUAAAAAUAUUAGCACGAAGUUGUUAACCAUCAAAAUAAAAACGUAACGCAAGUUUGUUAAAUGAAAAAUUUUGUCUGACACGAGAAAAGAAAUUUCGAGUGAAAGAAAAAAGCAACAACAAAAAAGUAGACAACGGGCGAAAAAGUACAGUGAAAUUUGUAAGAAGGAAAAAAGAAGGAGAAGAAAUAGUGAGUGAUAGUGCAUUCGUCUGCAAAAACAAAUUAUCAAAAGUUGAGAAUUCAAAGAAGAAAAAGCAACAACAACAGCAGCUAUUUCCCACAAUACUUGUCGUUCCUUUUUAGAGAGAAGCAAUUGAACAAACAAUCGUUGACGGAUCAGGGAGGAAAAGCACUGAGUGUUAACCAAAGUAAAGCCAAAGAUUACUAAAAUAACCUACUGUUUGUUUGCUUUCAAAAAAAAAAAAAAAACCAGGACAACCACUUGUUUGAAACCCACCAACGUAAGUUUUUGUCUGUCUUGGAUCAUACGGUGCGCAAAGGAUCCAUUAACAACUAAAGUGAAUUAUAAACACUGCUGAAAAAUACCAACAUAGCGUGGUCUAACAGCUUUGCUUGAUAUCUCAGCGUUCAAUACAUUUGAAAGCGAGGAAAGAAUUCUAUAGAGGCAUUUCGGCGGCUAUCACUUGCAGACGCGCUUUAACAUUUUUGUUUAUAUUAACGAACAUCGUAACCGGAUCAAUAAAACGGCCUUUUAAUGAUGUCGUCCGACCAACAGUUCUUUUUAAAAUGGAACGAUUUCCAGACAAAUAUGGUUACGUCAUUUCGACAUCUAAGGGAUGAAAAAAGUUUCACAGAUGUAACUUUGGCCUGUGAAGGACAAACAUGCAAAGCACACAAAAUGGUACUAUCUGCUUGUAGUCCGUACUUCAAAGCACUACUUGAGGAAAAUCCUUCUAAACAUCCGAUCAUUAUACUCAAAGAUGUGUCCUAUAUACAUUUGCAAGCAAUCCUGGAGUUUAUGUAUGCCGGCGAAGUGAACGUAUCGCAAGAACAAUUGCCUGCUUUCCUUAAAACAGCGGAUCGUCUCAAAGUGAAAGGUCUUGCAGAAACACCCAGUUCUAUAAAGCGAGAAGGUUGAUACUAUUAAAUCAUUCUCAAUUGUCGUAUACAAAAAAAAAAAAA